Helicoverpa armigera (cotton bollworm) is the source of this 774-nucleotide messenger RNA. RefSeq names its product carboxypeptidase inhibitor SmCI. Gene Ontology annotation, molecular function: serine-type endopeptidase inhibitor activity. The transcript is spliced from 4 exons. Lineage: Eukaryota; Metazoa; Arthropoda; Insecta; Lepidoptera; Noctuidae. The record is from RefSeq and is a predicted model, not a curated record. The coding region runs from base 105 to 740 and encodes 211 amino acids.
CACGACAGUUUUCAAUAAAAAUAAAUACGGUAAAUAUUUUAUUUGUUCAAUAUUUAUUACAAUUGCUUGUCGGCCAUUGCAAAUGUGUUGCGUUUGUUGAAAAAAUGAUAUCCGUAAUAUGGGGAUUUUGCCUUUUUGUUUGUUUCGUGCAUAAAUCUGAGCCAGUUCGGAUUUUUGAUAAUCUGAUACCACCACCUAGUAUUUCAUUUGCAAGAUUCCAGCCAGUGGUGGUAUCCAAAACAUGUAUGCUAAUACCACAAUCGGGACCUUGUCGCAGUAAGAUCAGUAUGUGGUACUAUGAUCCUUCAUCCAAUAACUGUUCCCUCUUCGACUGGGGGGGCUGCCAGGGGAAUGGUAACAGGUUCAACGAGUUUUCAGAAUGCUGGGACACUUGUAUGAGUAAGCCUGGAAAGUACCGUCCAAGAUACUGCGGUCUGACUUUUGACUACGGAUUCUGUUUCGGGGCAGUAGAAAGAUAUUACUUCGACUCUAAGUGGAAAGUCUGCAAGAGUACCAUCUACUCCGGCUGUGGGGGGAACAAGAAUAACUUCUACAGCAAAGAACAGUGUGACCAAAUAUGCCGCUUCGGCAACGCCGCACUCACCAGGGCGCCAGUAAUAGGCGGAGAAGCCGGUGGUACCAGGAAGGUGCUGAUCAUCAACCCUUACAACACGACUCCUCGUUCAGGGGCAGCUCAGUCCCAAGCGCCGAAGAAGAAUGAUACCGCUGUGGCUCCAUAAGCUUACAGUUUUAGAUAUGUAAGGUUAAGUUUUA